Molecule: messenger RNA, 2022 nt
Organism: Salvia hispanica
Lineage: Eukaryota; Viridiplantae; Streptophyta; Magnoliopsida; Lamiales; Lamiaceae
Cellular component (GO): membrane
Source: RefSeq, a predicted model, not a curated record
GCUCUCUCAGAGAGAGAGUGGAAGAGAGAUCUCAGAUAAUCAGACUAAGAUUUCCUCAUUUGCCAUUAAUCAAGAAACAGCUAAACAAGAGAUAAAAAAAGAGAGAGAAGAAGAAAAUCAGAGAAAUUGGGCUCUUCAUUUGUUUGUUAUGAGAGAGAAUAAGUGACUACACGAAUGAUAUGAUCUGCAGUGGCUUUAUCUGCAUUUCUUGCAGUGAGAUUUGCUAUGGGGAAGAGGGCUUCUCUCUGCUUUGCUGUUUCUCUCCUUGCUCUCUUGAACUCAAGCUUCGUGCUUUGCCACCCCAGAGAUCCUUUCAAGUCCAUCUUAGGGGAAGAAAAUAUGGGGUCAUGGAAGGAUCAGAUGUUGAGCUCUAAUGGCGAAGCUCCGGGGCCGGCCAGUGAUGUGAGCACGCUUGUGUUGGCAGCCAACAGGACGAAGAGGCCCGACAUUCUUGCUAGGUUUCAUAGAUAUAGAGGUGGAUGGGAUAUUGCCAACAAACAUUACUGGACUUCCGUUGGAUUUACAGGUGCUGCGGCCUUUAGUCUUGCUAUUUUAUGGUUCUUUUCUUUCGGUGUGGCUCUUCUGGUGCACUACUCGUGCGGAUGGAAGAUAAAAAUCACAGGAAAUGAAGCAAGCUGGUCACUCAGGAUAUGCCUUUUGCUUCUCAUUCUCUUCACUUCUGCUGCAGCCAUUGGGUGCAUUCUGCUUUCAGUGGGGCAAGUCGACUUUCAUGGGGAAGCAAUGGAUACUCUGAAUUACGUCGUGAAUCAAUCAGAGUUCACAGUAGACACGCUUAGAAACGUCACAGAAUACUUAUCACUAGCGAAAACCGUCAACGUGGCCCAGAUUUUCCUUCCAUCAGACAUCGGGAAUGACAUUGAUCAGUUAAAUGUACAACUGAACUCUGCAGCAGACACAUUGGAGCUGAAGACUAACGAAAACUCAAGCAAAAUACGCAUAGUCUUCAGCAAAGUGAAGUCUGCACUGAUCACCAUUGCUGCAGUGAUGCUCGUCGUAUCACUUUUAGGCCUCGCGUUGUCUAUCUUCGGCCAUCAGCAUGUGAUACAUAUAUUCAUUAUCAGUGGAUGGCUACUUGUUGCUGUUACAUUCAUCCUUUGCGGGGUUUUCAUUAUUCUCGAUAACGCGAUUGCUGACACGUGUUUGGCAAUGGGAGAGUGGGUCGAGAAUCCUCACGCAGAAACAGCCCUCAGCAACAUCUUGCCUUGCGUCGACCAGAGGACUACGAAUCAAACCCUUUACAAGAGCAAGCAAGUUAUCAAUGAUAUCUCAAAUAUGGUUAAUGGCUUCGUGGGCUCGGUUGCCAACUCGAACCCUCCUCCCCAGGCUGGUUCGAGUUACUACAACCAAUCCGGCCCGGUCAUACCGCCUCUCUGCUACCCCUACGACGCCCAGCUGCAGGAACGGAUAUGUUCGGACGGGGAACUCUCCAUGGAAAAUGCUUCCACGGUGUGGCAGACUUAUACGUGCAACGUAUCCUCGUUCGGCCUCUGCACCAGCGUCGGGAGGCUGACUCCGGCCAUGUACACGGAGCUAUUGACCGCAUUGAACGUGAGCUACGCCCUCGAGCAUUAUGCUCCGGUGCUGCUGAAUCUCCAAAAUUGCAACUUCGUGCGGGACACCUUCCGCAACAUUACCUCGAGCUACUGCCCCCCUCUCGACCGCUACCUCCGCGUCGUGAACGCCGGGCUAGGGCUGAUCUCGGUCGGCGUGAUGCUCAGCCUCGCCCUGUGGAUACUCUAUGCGAACCGCCCCCAAAGGGUGGAGGUGUUUGCAAAGCUCUCUUCGCGGAUACGCCGCGGCUGUGGAAGCGGGGAUGGCGUACUUUCCGCCGGAGCGACGCCGCGGCAUGGAGCUUAGGGUUGGGAUCUGUAGAAACUAGUCUUGUUUUAGGCCGAAUUUGGAAUGGGGCGAAGCACCAUUUCAGGUUACGUGCUGAUAGAUGUUGUAUCACUCUCACUAUCAUAUCAUAUCUUAUUAGUUCAAGCAAAUCAUUAUUCUCCA